UAGCACCUAACGUCCCGUCGCGGGGAGAGCCAGGUGAAACGGACAAGAACCUACAGUAUCCCGGCAAAUCUGGAGAACUGAAGCGCGAAAAUGCGGCUAUUAAUUUUGUAUUUAGUUGUGAUACUGGUAGAAGCAGCAGCAGUAAACGGAUUCUUCAGCUGGAUCAUCGGUGGCGACAAGGCGCCUCAGCAAACAAAGGACUUUGUUCCAACAGAGGUGUCCUUUGAGCUGGCAUCAACAGACGAGAAAUUCCUUGCGGAAGUUAAGAAACUUUCUCUUGAAGAUUUCAACGACUCAGCCUUAGGCAACUGUCACAGUCGACUUGUGUUGAGUCUAAAACAGACGUGCGCGGGGCUUAGCCAGGAAGAAAUAGGAAAAGUAGCGGUUAAUCUUCUAAACUGCCAAAAUUUUAUUGAAAAACGCCGUCAAUUCCCAUGUACACCUUCAAUGUCGUUAGCGGAUUGCACUCGCGAUAUGGACGCUCCUUCGUGGACAGUUUACCAGCUCAUGUCAAACAGAGCUUUGGCUGUAUGUCACUCGGUCGCACAACACCUCUUUCGAGCUCGAACUGAACUGCUGAUCAAUCGUCUAGCGGAAGCUUCAGUCCAGCAUGUAGGACAAUUGCGCGAAAUGCACGAGUGGCACAAUAAAUUAAGGGACCUCCAAGCUAUGGCCGACGCUCGUAUGAGUUCUUUGUCAGCUCAGCACGACACAAUGGUAUAUAAUCAGGAAGCAUUAUUAAAGCGUCAGAAACAGUUAGAGCGAGCUCUACAAAGUAACACCAAAUAUUUGCUCGAAGAAAAAGAGCAGUUAGAAGUAAACUCGCACAGUUUGCUCAGUCUUACUAACGAAGUGAAGUCGCGUCUUGAUGCCACAGUUGAUGAAGUGAAACGCCAAGAAGAAUUAAUUCAUACUCAACGCAAUGAAAUGCAGAACACAAUAAAAAAAUAUGAGAACUCUAUACAAGCGAUGCUGGAAAAUCUAGAAAACCGGGGAGAAAUUGUGCUGGCAGUCCAAGACGAAACGUUUGCCCGAGUGCAGAAAAGCCUUGAAAGCGUUCAGCGAGUUAACGACUCGCUCGACACUAUUGGAACUCGUCUUCAAACAAUUCAAGAAGAUGUCUUUGGCUAUAUAGAAUGGAUUCAAUCGAAUCUUUUAGGCCGUUAUGAACUACUGUGGUCCUGUAUAGUCCACGGCCUUCUUAUGCUUGCCCUUAUGAGCCUUGCUGCCUUUUUGCGCUUUCCAAUACUUAGCCGACUAGUCAUUCUCAUCGCGGUUCCGGCAAACAUUUAUUUGACCCUCACUUCAGAAUUUCAUGUGUCACCAGUGGAAUUGUUGCUAGCCAUAGUAGCUAUCUGCAUAGUAGACGCGUUCAUUGAUGGGCUACGCUUCUCAAGGCUAAAACGACGGUCGGUUGCACGUGAUGAACUGCGCCAGUUGAUUGAUAUAAUCAAAAGCAUGGAACAGCGUAUUGAAGACCUUUCAGCAAAAUCUCCACACUCCCGAACGAACAGUUUUAACAUACCAGAAACUGGAAUUUCUCCUAGAGACACUUCAAACAACUGGCCACAGGUUUCCCUGAUGGAGGCAAAUUCUCCAGAACCGGACUGUGCUUCCUUAGCAGCGAGUGAUAUAUCUGGUACGUCAACUUUGAAUUCCCAUCUAGGAUUUUCAAGUUUGAGGCAGCGGUGCCAAGGCGUGAAUCGAGAUGGUUCGCAAUGCAAACGUUUUACAUCGUCUGUGCGUUGUGCAUCUCAUCGAAAGCAUUUGCUGUGAUAAGCCAAUAUAAAUAACA
Molecule: messenger RNA, 1795 nt
Organism: Varroa destructor (honeybee mite)
Lineage: Eukaryota; Metazoa; Arthropoda; Arachnida; Mesostigmata; Varroidae
Source: RefSeq, a predicted model, not a curated record